This is a messenger RNA of Penaeus chinensis, 2672 nucleotides long. RefSeq names its product cilia- and flagella-associated protein 418-like. Gene Ontology annotation, cellular component: cytosol. NCBI's taxonomy places the organism in Eukaryota, Metazoa, Arthropoda, Malacostraca, Decapoda, Penaeidae. The coding region runs from base 96 to 617 and encodes 173 amino acids. The transcript has 4 exons. The record is from RefSeq and is a predicted model, not a curated record.
GCGAAUCUCUAACCAAAACAAACCUGCAUUCCUGGGAUACGAAUCUCGGGGCUGAGGAAGACUUUGGAAAAAGAGAAAAAUAUCGAUAAUUUGAAAUGGCUGAUGAUAUUGAUGAUCUUCUCGAUGAAGUUGAGAAGAGUUUAGGGAAACCAAAGGAAAAACCCAAAGCAUACAAGACAAGCACCAAAAUAGACGAUCUUACGGACCUCUUGGAUGACUUUGAACCUCCUCUAGAACCAGUGGUAGCUGAGAAAAUUGUGGCCCCAGACACAAGCACCCAAGCAUCAAUUAGUAAUAAAAAAUGCUAUCCACUUUACCUUGGGGGAACCUCUCUACCUGUUGGCAUGUCAACAGGAGUUACUGUGAGAGCAUGCAACCAGCUUCGGUGCUUGGAGUGUGAUUGCGCAGUCAUCACCUUUGAAGGGUUUCAGUGGUCAGACAACACUGAUUAUCUCUUCCUCCGCAACAAUUACCCUGUUGCUGCACGACUCAGGGCUCGUCUCAAUCCUCUCCGUGGGACCCGAGCAUACACAUGUCAGUGUAAGCAGCGAUCUGUGAAUGCAGCAACACAGCUUCCUGCAGAUUCUGAAAUGAAGUGGGUUUGUGGAAAACACUGAUGUAUUCUUAUCCUGAUUUUUUUUUUAUCAUCAUUACCCAUGUGGUGUGUGGGGGUAUAAGUUUCUUACUAGUUGCUACAAGAAUUUAUUAGUUUCUUGUAUGAGAAAUUUGAGGAAAGCCUCUUUUUUUUUACUGGCAUUCAUUAUUAUAAUGAUUAUGUUUUUCUUUUAUAUGUCUUAAGAUUUCUAGAUUUUUAUUUCUUUUGUAUUUUUUGUUAAAGUCACAUGAUUUUUAUUUAAUUGUAUUUGUAUAAAAAUAAUAAUGAUAAUAAUGGACCAAUUGAACUGCAGAUAGUUACUAUAAAAAAGGUCAAACUAGCAGCAGUUCCUAAGACUAACUGGGUCAUCUUUAGUUAUGCAGUUAAUUGGAUAAGUUGAAUAUUCAAUUUGAAGUUACUUUUAUGUAUUUAUAUAGAUAUGCAUUCUUAAAAGAGUUAUUGUUGCUAUUUUCAAUAUACAUAACAUGUCACUCAGAUAUAUUCAUUAGUUUCAGAUAUGUUGAGUGAGUAUAGUCAGCAAAUUUUAAAGGAUUUUUUUGUCCAAUUAAACCUUGUGUCUAGUCUAUGUCAAUGCUAGUCAUUGAAUUUACUUUAAAUGAUUGCUUCUCUAAUUUAACAGAAAAAAAUUAAUUGCCAGUUAUGAAAGGAGAAUGAAAACAUUAUAUGAAAUAAAAUAUCAUUUUGAUACUGCCUUAACAGUUCUGAAAGGAUUUUUCCUGAGUUGGUUUGCUUAGAUGUCAGUAUUAUCUUUCAAAGAUUUGCAUAAUUUGCAUUUAAAACUCUGCACUAUAACCCCCUAAUACAUUGUUGUCUUUUGCCUCAUGAUGAAAUAAAUGUAGUGAAGAUAUUUUGGGCACAAUAAAUCAUAUUGUUAUCUGAUGAUCAAAAGAGUGGUUUCUGCUUAGUAUAUAAGGUUUUAGAGUUUUUGAAUUUUGUUUAAUUGAUAUCAAUCAUGAAAAUACUGUUGUCAUUGUGGUUGAUUCAAUGAUUUGAUUCAAUUCUUUAUCUAUCUAUUUUAUCCUUACAUGUAAGUUUUUAUGCAUUUGUUUAUAGAUGUUUGCUAUAAUUUAGUAUUUAUUUUAGCUCAAAACCUGGUAAUUGCAAUAUUUGUAAAGUGGAUAAAUUGGACUUUGUCUUUCUUUUUCUUUUGAUGAUUUUUGUUUGUUUCAGUCUGGAUGCAUAGAUAACCAAGAAUGAUAACUGCCUUAUUCCAUCCUUUUUGGCUCAAAAUUUAGUUAGUGCUCAUUAUUUUCAGGCUCAGUUACUUAACCCAUUGCCAGCACUUGCACAUACAUGUCAUGGCCACUACAAUUUUAUAAUAUUUAUUAUGUUUACACAUAGAUGGCUCCACAACAGUCAAGUCACUGAGGAGUCAAUUACUAGUUCUUCAUAUCUUACCUGUUUUCCCUUAUCCUUGAUCUUUGGAAAACUCAUUUUACAUUUGUUAUUGAUAUUAGUAUAUUAACGAUUUUGAUGUUCACACUAUCAUCAAUAAUAAUAACAGCAUGUACAUUAAUAUGAUGACACAAAGACACUUUUUCCCCACAAAAGUCACGGAAUGGGGAAAUCAGGGAAGGACUUCUAAGGCCUUCAAAUUCACUCCUUUGUGACCGAGCUCUUGUGUGUAAACAAAAUUCACAAAAUAAAAUACAGCGGAUAGUUGAAAUGCCCUGCUGUAUGUUUUAAUACCAUUUUCCUUUUUUUUUUUUAUAUGUCUUUAGAGAUUAGGUUUUGAUAUAUUUUGAUAUUAUUUGUGUUCAGUUUCUUGUAAGAACAUUAGAAACAUUAUGUUAAUGAAGCAUUAAUGGUGAAUGCGAUCAUUAUUUCUUUUUCUUUUGUAUCUUAUUCCAUCCAUUUCAUUCCGUCCAUUGAAUUUUUCUAAACCUAGAUGGUAAUACUAGGUAAUGAUAAAUAAUGUUUUAGUUUUUAUGCUCGACUAUAGAGGCAUAAAAAAUACAUUGUACUUGUAACUGAUCUCUAGUCAAGAAAAAAAAUAUUUAUAAACUGCAUUGUAUUGCUUCUUACUUAUGAAAAUAAAAGAUUGAAUGGUGUGUCA